CUAGACGUUGAAAAAUAAAAGGAAAAAAACACAAACUUUUUAUCUGAACAUUUUUUUCUCGAAAGAUUCGAUUUUUACCGUGAUUCAAAUAGUUAUGAAUCGUAAUUCCACCAAAGGGUUUUCUUUCUCACUGUAGUGGUAGUGGAUAUAGCUAGGGUUUUAGGGUUGUAUGUGGUAGUUUGUUGAAGAAAGCAUUGUUUUAUGAAGUGGGGGUUUCUUGAAAUUUGAUGCUGAAUCAAGGGGAGUUAAUAAUCUGGUUAGCGGGUGAAGAAAUUAAAGGUGUAAAAAGAUGAUUCAGCUGCUGUUCUUAGUUCUGUGCGCGGAGGGUGCUGUGGCAUUCCUUCUAAUGGUGAAGAUUGGGCCUCUAAGGGAGCUGGUGAUGAAGGGGUUGGAUCAGGUGAAAAUGAGGAAGGGGACUGUUUUGACUAUUGCUGGUACUUUUUCUGCUAUCCUCCUUUCCAACUUUAUUAACAUUGUGAAGAUCCAGAACAAGGGUGCUAAGCUUGGUACUAUGACACCCAUGGAUCAAGUACUUUGGAGGACCAACUUGUUGGAAGCUACUCUCAUGGGGUUCUCUCUAUUCCUUGGAUUCUUGAUUGACCGCAUGCACCAUUAUCUUCGGAAAUUGGUUGGGUUACGAAGUAGUGUGGGGACGUCAAAGAAUGAAGUCGAAAAGCUUGAGAAAGAUAAGCUGUCCUUCAAGGAGAAGGCCGAAAAAGCUGAAGAGGAAAUCAAGCGACUGCAAAGAGAAAUCUCGAGUUUAAAGGAUAGUUUGAAGAAGGCUAAAGUAGAAUGCGAGGAGAAAGGCAAAGAGGUUGAAACAGCAGAAGCACACGUUGCUGCGCUUCAAAAACAAGCUGCAGAUCUACUUCUGGAAUACGACCGGCUAUUAGAAGACAACCAAAACCUUCAGGCCCAAGCACUCGGUGGUCAUCGGAAUUAAGACUUUUUUGGUGGCUGGCCAUGCGGAUGAGCUGGCCGGGCUACGCCUUCUUGGGUAGAGAACGAAUUUUGAGGAUUGGAGUUUAGGGAUUGUGCUUGGAGGAAAUCCUGUAAAAUUUUAUUCAGGCUAAGGCUAAUCUAAAUCUUGACUCCUGGUAUCUCCUGCUGUUGAUGUUGUGAUUUUAAAACGAUUUCGAAAUUCAAUCAAAAUAUUUGGAUAGC
Messenger RNA from Ipomoea triloba (trilobed morning glory), 1164 nucleotides. RefSeq lists its product as uncharacterized. Gene Ontology annotation, biological process: endoplasmic reticulum to Golgi vesicle-mediated transport; intracellular protein transport. The transcript is spliced from 2 exons. Lineage: Eukaryota; Viridiplantae; Streptophyta; Magnoliopsida; Solanales; Convolvulaceae. Gene Ontology annotation, cellular component: endoplasmic reticulum membrane; endoplasmic reticulum. The record is from RefSeq and is a predicted model, not a curated record. Bases 290 to 943 code for a protein of 217 amino acids.